AUGGCUGCUGAACUCGCUCACACUUUUGAUGAACCCGUCCUUCUCGGUGUCAUUGGCGGUACCGGCCUUUACCACAUGGACUCCCUCACUCCCGUUGCCCGUAUUACCGUCGAAACUCCUUGGGGCAAGCCUUCUUCCCCUAUCACCAUCUCCCGAACCCCCUCCGGCUUUCCCAUCGCCUUCUUGGCCCGCCACGGUUAUCACCACGAAUAUACCCCCACCGACGUCCCAGCUCGCGCAAACAUUGCUGCUUUGAAGAAGCUCGGUGUCCGCGUCAUUGUCGCCUUUUCCGCUGUUGGCUCUCUCCAGGAAAAAAUCCGUCCCCGCGACUUUGUCGUUCCUAACCAAAUCAUUGAUCGCACUAAGGGUCUCAGACCUUCCUCUUUCUUCGGUACAGGCUUUGUCGGCCACGUUGGCUUUGGCGAACCUUUUGAUCUCGAACUCAACAAGACCAUCUCGAGCUUUGCCAAAUCUCGUACCCCUGUCCUCAACAGUGGUGCCAUUCUUCACACCAAGGAGACCAAUGAUAACAAGGACGUCGUUCUCAUCUGCAUGGAGGGCCCUGCCUUUUCCACUCGCGCAGAAUCCGUCCUUUACCGUUCUUGGAACGGCUCUGUCAUCAACAUGUCUGCUCUCCCUGAAGCCAAGCUUGCCAAGGAGGCUGAAAUUGCUUACCAGAUGAUUUGCAUGUCUACCGACUACGAUGCCUGGCGCGAGGAUGAGGAACCCGUCACUGUCGAGACUGUUGUCGGUAACCUCAAGGCCAAUGGUGAAAACGCAAACAAGUUCAUUACAGCUCUUAUCCCCAAGCUUGAGGAGGAAAUCAAGGCCGAGAAGCUUGGUGUUUCUCUCAAGGGUUCCAUCAAGUACUCUGUUUCCACCUCCCACGGUGGCAUUGACCCCACUCUCAAGGCCAAUCUUAACUGGCUUCACCCCGGCUACUGGGAGUAA
Messenger RNA from Magnusiomyces paraingens, 951 nucleotides. RefSeq lists its product as uncharacterized. The coding region runs from base 1 to 951 and encodes 316 amino acids. Gene Ontology annotation, biological process: nucleoside metabolic process. The transcript is spliced from 2 exons. Lineage: Eukaryota; Fungi; Ascomycota; Dipodascomycetes; Dipodascales; Dipodascaceae. Gene Ontology annotation, cellular component: cytosol. Gene Ontology annotation, molecular function: S-methyl-5-thioadenosine phosphorylase activity. The record is from RefSeq and is a predicted model, not a curated record.